Molecule: messenger RNA, 1077 nt
Organism: Hordeum vulgare subsp. vulgare (domesticated barley)
Lineage: Eukaryota; Viridiplantae; Streptophyta; Magnoliopsida; Poales; Poaceae
Product: probable calcium-binding protein CML8
Exons: 5
Coding region: 279-824 (181 amino acids)
Biological process (GO): centriole replication; mitotic cell cycle
Cellular component (GO): centriole; centrosome
Molecular function (GO): calcium ion binding
Source: RefSeq, a predicted model, not a curated record
AACUGCACGUUAGUCGCCUACCUGUGGUCUCCCAAUCAAGCACUUCCCUUUUCUGUUUUUAACACGAGAGAAAAUGAUUCUGUGAGCACUUUCUUGAAAAAUUCCCUUUCUACCUUGCUCUCUCUGGCUCGUGGAGAGAAGACGCGACCCGAUCAUUCUCACACUUUCUCCAACAAAUUUAGUCUUAUAAGGAGGAGGAGAAUAAAGUGACAGGGCUGGCUAAUACUCGCGAAGUUGGGGGCUAGGGAGAAACCUCUGCUCUGCUUCGCUUCCUCCAAAUGGCGAGCUAUUUCAGAGGGCAGCGGCUGGAGCCUUCUUCGGAUGCCCCCCGGCCCGGUUACCGGAGGGACAGGGGCGGGCGCAAGCGGCUGACGGCGCAGAAGAGGAAGGAGAUCAAGGAGGCCUUCGACCUCUUCGACACCGAUGGCUCCGGCACCAUUGAUCCAAGGGAGCUCAACGUUGCAAUGAGAGCUCUGGGGUUUGAGAUGACGCCGGAGCAGAUCCAGCAGAUGAUCGCGGAGGUGGACAAGGACGGCAGCGGGACGAUCGACCUGGACGAGUUCAUACACAUGAUGACGGACAAGAUGGGCGAGAGGGACGCCAGGGACGAGCUCCACAAGGCCUUCCGGAUCAUCGACCAGGACGCCAACGGGAAGAUAUCGGACAUGGACAUCCAGCGGCUGGCCAUCGAGGCCGGCGAGCACUUCACGCUCGACGAGGUCAGGGAGAUGAUCGAGGCCGCCGACGAAAACGGUGACGGCGAGGUCGACAUGGAGGAGUUUAUGAAGAUGAUGAAGCGGACGGGCUUCGGUGCCGGAUUCUAGAAGUAGAAGUGAUGAGCAGAGGACAAGUGCGGGGUGGAAGGAGUGCCAAGCACUGGGCCGACAGAGUUAGUCGGUUGUACUGUACAUGUGCCUACCAGACCAUGCUGCGUACGUGCAUGUAGUUUCGCAUGUUUGCACCUGUGGUAAACUGCGUCUAGGGUCCAUCAAUUUGUCCUGUGGAAACAUUUCAGUCCAUCAAUUUGAGAAAUGUACUGGACUAGUCUUCAAACUGGCAAACGGGUUCCCAAAAUCA